AUGACAGAAAUAGAGGAACCAAAGUCACUGUUGAGAACGGCAGAAGAUCUAGAGAUCUUCCAACAUUCGAAAACUUACGCCGAUGUGUUCACGUAUGUCGAAAGACUAGCUUUGGCGAUUCACGGUAUCGAAUUGACCGAUCCAACCUUGCCCAAACCCAAAGAAAUCACAGCAUUAUUGGACCUAUUUGACUCGAUUAAUUAUGUCAUUGAGAAAAAUCCUGUUAAGAAAGAAACAAACAGCAGAUUUGGUAAAAUUGAAUUCAGAAGCUUCUACGACGAACUUUAUAGCUCUUUGAACUCGUUGUUGGAAAAACUACCGAUUGAAUUAUCCACACAGCAUUUGGUCGAUUUACGUGCAUACAUUACAAAUUCCUUUGGUGAUAGAGAGAGGAUAGACUAUGGUUCGGGCCACGAGCUUAACUUCUUAUGUUUUUUAUUGAGUCUAGAUAAGCUAGGAUAUUUCCCCGAUUCACAUGAGCUGGAUAAGUCGGUGGUAUUGGUUGUGUUUUCCGCCUACUUGAAGACAAUGCGCCGUCUACAGCUUCUUUAUUGGCUAGAGCCAGCUGGAUCUCAUGGUGUCUGGGGGCUUGAUGAUUAUCAUUUUCUUCCGUUUUUAUUCGGUGCUGCCCAAUUAUCUCCCCUGACAAGACCUCGGCCUCUAAGUAUACACAAUGCUGAUUAUGUCGAGGAAUUUAAAGAUAAGUACUUCUAUUUUGCGUGUGUCGAUUUCAUCAACAAAACGAAAACAGGCGCACAAAGUCUCAGGUGGACAUCUCCCAUGCUCGAUGAUAUAAGUGGUGUCAAGACGUGGAAGAAAAUUGAGGAAGGCAUGUUCAAAAUGUAUAAGGCUGAAGUCUUGGGGAAAUUGCCUGUUGUUCAGCAUUUUCUGUUUAGCACUAUUUUGCCUGCUCCGAAGCUACCUGAGCACAAAAUUGAAGAGGGUGUAGAAGACGAGCAUGAUCAUGCGGCUCAUGGGUGCUGUGGGGGCAACCCUCUACUAUCCACAUGGGGUGACUGUUGUGGUAUUAAGGUGCCCAGCGCUAUUGCUGCUAAGGCUGCUGAGCAAAAUAAGCAUAAGAUACCUUUUGAUUGA
This is a messenger RNA of Pichia membranifaciens NRRL Y-2026, 1095 nucleotides long. RefSeq lists its product as hypothetical. NCBI's taxonomy places the organism in Eukaryota, Fungi, Ascomycota, Pichiomycetes, Pichiales, Pichiaceae. Gene Ontology annotation, molecular function: peptidyl-prolyl cis-trans isomerase activity; protein tyrosine phosphatase activator activity. Gene Ontology annotation, cellular component: cytoplasm; nucleus; protein phosphatase type 2A complex. The record is from RefSeq and is a predicted model, not a curated record. Bases 1 to 1095 code for a protein of 364 amino acids. Gene Ontology annotation, biological process: mitotic spindle organization. The transcript has a single exon.